UGCUACAUUUGGUCGCAUUGGCGAUAUUUUUCUGCGGGGGGGCGUGCCGAGGAAUAGGACGACCCUUGGCAUUUUGGGGGAAACGGCUCCAGAUUUUUUUAAUUUUUUUUUUCUCGCCAUGUCGGUUGUGCGCACAAAACCAUGGAUGGCCCCCUCCCUCGCCUCCAUGUCCGCCCGCCCGACUGGUAACCCUUCUCUGUCUUUGGACAUUGUCCUGGAGAAAGUUGCAGUCGCAAGUUAACACGUACAAGUGAAUAACUUGGGCCUCCUUCUCUUGGCCAAAAGUCAAUACCCGGCUGUUAAUGCUAGGUUUGCUCGCACCCCCAUAACCAGUCAUCCGUUCUGGUUGCGGGCCGUUUCUCGUCGGAGCUUCCCUUUUGGUCUGCGCGUCAACUGCAAACUGCACCUCGACGGCAUCAGACGGCGCCAACACAUUGGACAGGUGUCGCGUGACUACGAACCUGUUCUUUUCGUCCUCCGACAUUUCAGGAACACUAGGAUUACAACUGAGCCAGCAAAUCGAAAUCACCAUGGGCUGGGUGCAGAAAAUCGACCACGCCAUCGGCAGGUCUGUCGUUGGGCGCUGGUUCCAGCUCGAUGGCUCCGGCCACCACAAGGAGCGCAAGGGAUCCAACUUUUCUACAGAGAUCCGUGCUGGACUGGCGACCUUUUUCGCCAUGUCAUACAUCAUCGCCGUCAACGCCAGCAUCGUCUCGGACACGGGCGGCACUUGUACCUGUGACCGCACGAUCGACCCCACCUGCGUUGCGGACCAGGCCUACGCCCUCUGCAAGAGCGAAAUUCGACGUGAUAUGAUCACCGCGACGGCUGCCAUUUCGGCUCUGGGUAGCUUCUUUAUGGGUCUCUUGGCCAACAUGCCCGUUGGGAUUGCGCCCGGCAUGGGCAUGAAUGCUUACUUUGCCUACACCGUCGUCGGCUUCAACGGUACCGGCUUGGUCCCCUACCAGGUCGCCGUCACAGCCAUCUUUGUGGAGGGCUUCAUCUUCUUCGGUCUGGCGCUCCUCGGCAUGCGCCAGUGGCUCGCACGUGCAAUCCCGCGAUGCAUCAAGCUCGCCACCAGCGUCGGCAUCGGUCUCUUCCUCACAAUCAUUGGCCUGACGUACAGCCAAGGCAUCGGCCUGAUCGUCGGUUCCGUAUCCACCCCUCUUGAGCUGGCCGGCUGCGCGCCCGAGGACCGCAUCACACGGGAGGGGCCGGGCGGUACCGAAGUUCUGGGCUGUCCCGGCAGCCACAAGAUGCGCAACCCGGCCCUGUGGGUCGCCAUCUUUUGCGGCGGCGUCUUCACCGUCAUUCUCAUGAUGUACCGCGUCAAGGGCGCCAUCAUCGCCGGAAUCCUGCUCGUUUCCAUCAUCUCGUGGCCCCGGGGUACCGACCUGACCUAUUUCCCCUACACUCCCGUAGGCGACGACAACUUUGACUUUUUCCGCCGCGUCGCCGACUUCCACCCCAUCUCGCGCACCCUUGCCGUUCAGGAGUGGAACAUUGGAAACUACGGCGGUCAGUUUGGUCUUGCGCUCAUCACGUUCCUCUACGUCGACAUCCUCGACUGCACCGGAACUCUGUACGCCAUGGCCAAGCACGCCGACCUCAUGGAUCCCGUGACGCAGGACUUUGAGGGAUCAACCAUCGCCUACAUGGUCGACAGCAUUGCCAUCUCCAUCGGCGCUCUGUUUGGUACUCCCCCGGUGACCGCCUUUGUCGAGUCCGGUGCCGGAAUCUCCGAGGGCGGCAAGACGGGUCUGACGGCCAUGACGACCGGCCUGUGCUUCUUCAUCAGCAUCUUUUUCGCACCCAUCUUCGCCUCGAUCCCGUCCUGGGCCACGGGCUGCGUCCUCAUCCUGGUGGGCUCCAUGAUGGUGCGCAACGUGACCGAGAUCAACUGGAACUACAUGGGCGACGCGGUGCCGGCCUUUGUGACCAUCGCGCUCAUGCCCUUCACCUACUCCAUCGCCGACGGCCUGAUUGCCGGCAUCUGCCUGUACAUCCUCAUCAACACGCUGGUCUGGGCCAUCGAGAAGGCGUCGGGCGGCCGGCUGGUGCCCCACAACAAGGAGUCCAAGGACCCCUGGACCUGGCGCAUCCCCGGCGGCGUGCUGCCGCAGUGGAUGGUGCGUCUCUCGCGCGGCAAGAAGGACUUUUGGCGCGGCGACAGGCCCGUCCAGGGCGAGGGCGCAAGCGACGGCGACGAGCCCCGCCCGGGGCCCGGUGCUGUGGCGCUGAUCCGGGACGACGCCGACCACCCCAUGGGGGAGAAGCGCGUGUCCAACGGCGACUCGCCCGAGAGGAGGGGUUCGUCGGAUGUCGUGGCUGCGGCGACACCGCCGGUGCAGACGUCGGGCGACAAGAAGUUGAUGUGAUGUAUUUUUUUGAGGCUAGAUUUAUGUAUGUAUAUACGGAAUGUUUUUGGGUAGUAGAACCCUGGGCGGCUUGGGAUAAAAUUAAUUAUGAGCAAAAAGUUGAGCCAAAACAAAGUUUACGAGUUAGACUCCUUGCUUUUCUUCCGAUUAGGAUUCGUCGUUUUUAAGUUCUUGGGGGGGUUCGUUGGAUCCGGGAAUCCUCCGAAU
This is a messenger RNA of Pyricularia oryzae 70-15, 2585 nucleotides long. Its product is annotated as inner membrane protein yicO. Bases 531 to 2378 code for a protein of 615 amino acids. Gene Ontology annotation, biological process: transmembrane transport. The record is from RefSeq and is a predicted model, not a curated record. The transcript is spliced from 3 exons. Gene Ontology annotation, cellular component: plasma membrane. Gene Ontology annotation, molecular function: purine nucleobase transmembrane transporter activity. Lineage: Eukaryota; Fungi; Ascomycota; Sordariomycetes; Magnaporthales; Pyriculariaceae.